Molecule: messenger RNA, 1461 nt
Organism: Penicillium verhagenii
Lineage: Eukaryota; Fungi; Ascomycota; Eurotiomycetes; Eurotiales; Aspergillaceae
Exons: 11
Coding region: 1-1461 (486 amino acids)
Biological process (GO): transmembrane transport
Cellular component (GO): membrane
Molecular function (GO): transmembrane transporter activity
Source: RefSeq, a predicted model, not a curated record
AUGGACCCAAAACCUGGGAUCAUGGAGCUGGAGGACCCGAAGCAGGGCGUGCUGAAUCGAUUCGGCGACCAUGCGCACCAGGAAAAGCUGACCCGUCGGUUGCUGUUGAAGCUGGACUUUCGAAUCCUUCCCAUGCUCUCGCUGCUUUUCCUUUGCUCGUUCCUCGAUCGCACGAAUGUCGGAAAUGCAAAGAUUCUUGGCUUGGAGAAAGACAUUGGCAUUACAGAUCAUCAAUACGACAUUGGAUUGACCGUCUUUUAUCUUUUCUAUGUCUGCAGUGAACUGCCGAGUAAUCUUGUCAUCAAGAAAGUGUCCCCGAAGAUAUGGCUACCACUCCUGACCAUUGUGUGGGGGAUCAUCACAAUGUGUUUGGGUUUCGUGCAGAACUAUGGUGGAUUCGUGGCGGUACGCGCCCUGUUGGGUGUUGCGGAAGGUGGAUUGUUGCCGGGAAUGGUGUUGUAUUUGUCUUCAUUCUACAGGCGCACGGACCUGGCCCUACGGAUUGGUCUGUUCUAUACCGCUGCCUCACUGUCGGGUGCUUUUGGAGGUCUCCUUGCCCGCGGACUCGCAGAGAUUGCUACGCGAGGAGGGUUGGAAGGAUGGAGGUGGAUUUUCAUUAUCGAGGGCCUCUUGACAUUUGUAUGCGGCGUAAUCAGUUAUUUCGUUCUUCCAAACUCCCUGGAAUCGGCAUCCUUCUUGACGACCGAAGAACGGGAGUUUGGACACGAAAGGCUGAUGUUGGAUCAUCCUGCGAAUGUGGAUGGUCUGGCUGCCGAGGAACAAUCAUUCAUGUGGUCUGAAGUGCGACGAGGAAUUCUGUGUGUGCAACUGUGGCUGUCUGCCUCUGCAUAUUUCGCCAUACUCUCUGGACUUUACUCCUUCGGUUUAUUCUUGCCAACAAUCAUCGAAAAUCUCGGCAUCGCCAAAAAUGCCAAUGACGUCCAGCUGUGGUCUGUCAUUCCCUACGCAGUGGCAACAGUUGUUACAGUAAUCGUGGCUUUUGUAUCGGAUCGUCUACACCUUCGAGGUGUGAUUAUGCUGUUCACUCUGCCUAUCGCCAUUAUUGGCUAUGCUGUCAUUGCCAACGUUGACUCUCCACAUAUCCAAUAUGGCAUGACAUUCCUUAUGGCGACAGGCCAAUAUGCUAGUGUCCCAUGUAUAUUGGUGUGGAUGUCAAACAACUCGGCAGGUCACUAUAAAAGAGCAACCACGUCAGCUAUGCAGCUAGCGAUUGCAAACUGUGGAGGGUUUGUUGCAACUUUCAACUAUCCCUCCAAGGAUGGACCACAGUUCCACCGAGGACACACAAUCAUCCUUGGUUUACUCGUGUUUGCCUGGUUCAUGAUUCUGUUCAAUGUCCUCUACUGUGCCAAAGUUAACCGUGAUAAGCGGAAUGGCAAGUAUGACCAAUACACAGGGUACAACGACGACCGCAACCCCGAAUUCAAGAUGGUCUUGUAA